AUGGAUUCAAAACUUCAGAAAUUACUUGAAAAGGGUGGCCUUGGGCACACCAUUCAAGGUUUCAUCGAUGCUGGUAUCUGUAAUGUUCAACAGUUAAAGCAACUUGUGAUGCAAGAUUAUCAAUCCGUUGGCAUUAUUGGCAUGGUUGAUCGUCGUAAACUUUUUGAGUUAAUUCAAUUUCUCAAACGCGAACAGCCGAGCAAUGGCUCACAAAGUAAUAUUACCUCGUCCGUGUCCCCCACUGAAGCGUUGCCACGCACUCGUCCGGUACCCGCUACUCCGGAUUACACUCCCGCAGGUCGCGUUGCGACUCCUCUGCGACAGCAAACCCCGAUAAAAUAUAUAAACGAAAGCGAAAAGAUUCAUGAGACGUCGAGAACUAAUUUAUCGCAGCGUCGUGAUACUAACACGGAUACUGAUUUUGUCAUGAAAGGCAGCAAUUCUUCCCGCCCUGCUUCUCGUCCGAUCUCUCGCCCUUUGAGCCGGACAAGUUCCAUGACAACAUCAAUAGGGAAGCGCAACGAAGGACCGCAGUCACGGCGUCGCAGUCGCAUCGUUGUGGUUAUUCGUAAACGGCCACUUAGUGUAGGCGAGAUGAAUGAAAAUUUGUACGAUAUUCUGGCAACGGAUCCCGAGAAUAAUCGAAUCAUCACAUUGUUGGAGCCCAAACAAAAAGUGGAUCUAACGCGUUAUAUUGAGAAACAUCGUUUUACCUAUGAUCUUGUCCUUGAUGACCGCAAGUCGAAUAUCGAUGUCUAUGAAUUAGCUUGCAAACCGCUAGUCGAAACCGUUUUCGAGGGUGGAUGCGCCACUUGUUUCGCCUAUGGUCAAACCGGCAGCGGCAAGACUUAUACAAUGCUUGGCAAGAACUCGCAGGAAGGUAUAUACUUAAUGGCCGCACGAGACAUUUAUUCGCGUCUGGAGCCAGGGAUGGCGAUCCACGUUUCUUUCUUUGAGAUCUACGGUGGAAAGCUUUAUGACUUGCUGAAUGAGCGCGAGAGGCUAGCCUGCCGAGAGGAUAGUCGUGGGGUGAUCAAUGUUUGUGGUCUCACCGAGCAUCGUGUCCAGGAUACUGGUCAUCUCAUGCAAAUCAUCGAUUACGGCAAUAACAUUCGCGCAUCCGGUACCACCGGAAUGAAUUCCGAUUCCUCACGUUCACAUGCCAUUUUACAUAUCACCAUCGUCAAUUCGAAGAAUCGGUUCUUUGGCCGCUUCACUUUUAUUGACUUAGCCGGGUCGGAGCGUGGGGCGGAUACCCUAGAUAGCGACCGCGCCACUCGCCUUGAAGGGGCCGAGAUCAACAAAUCCCUCCUGGCGCUGAAGGAAUGCAUCCGUGCCCUAGACCAGAACCAUCGGCACAUCCCCUUUCGCGGCUCCAAGCUGACGGCCGUCCUUCGCGAUUGCUUCACGGGGAACAGUCGUACUGUGAUGAUUGGCAACAUCAGCCCGGCCAGCGGGAGCUGCGAGCACACCCUCAACACCCUGCGCUACGCCGACCGCGUCAAGGAGCUGAAGAAGGACCGCUCGAACCAUAGCGCGGCGGAGGAGAUUAUGAUGGGGCAGAUGCCCACCGAGCACGUGGAGACGGUGGGGCUCACCGGUUCGUUCGCGCAGCGCCGUGCGCAGGAGCGCAAGGUCUCGGGCAGUGGGAUGGGCGCGGGCGGCGACUCGAGAUCGUCGAGUCAGGCUCGCGCGGCGGCAACCCCGCCUCCCGCGUCUAAGCCAUUUUUUUUCAUGCGGGAGGCUAGCUCCAGCGACUCGUUGCGCCCGCAGGGAUGCAUCCCUCGCCAGGGCAGUUCCUGUCCCGUCGCGGGGGCCGUAAAGCAUGAAACGGCGUAUAAAUCUGGCUCCAACUUUAGCCGUCAAGCGAGUGACCUGUCUUCCAUUGUCGCCACCCCUACUGUGAACGACUUUCGCUACGAUAGUGGCGAUAGCCUUGAUGCUGAGGAGGACAACCUCAUCUUAGCUCACCGCCACCACAUCGACUCUAUGAUGGAACUUCUUAAGCAAGAGAUGACCCAGCUGAACGCGGCGGAGAACCCGGAGACAAGUAUGGAAGUUUACUGCCGUAAUGUGGAUCGCAUCUUGAAUAACCAAACGAAGCGGAUCGAAAGGUUACGAAAACAGAUCGCACAGUACAGUAAGCACUUAGGAGCCAGGCAGCAUCGCUGA
This is a messenger RNA of Phytomonas sp. Hart1, 2172 nucleotides long. The record is from the annotation of a GenBank genome assembly. Lineage: Eukaryota; Euglenozoa; Kinetoplastea; Trypanosomatida; Trypanosomatidae.